Molecule: messenger RNA, 1236 nt
Organism: Fulvia fulva
Lineage: Eukaryota; Fungi; Ascomycota; Dothideomycetes; Mycosphaerellales; Mycosphaerellaceae
Exons: 2
Coding region: 1-1236 (411 amino acids)
Source: RefSeq, a predicted model, not a curated record
AUGACCGCGGACGAACCAGCAGCGAAGCGUCGAAAGAGCAUGCCCGACAUGGCGCAAUUUCCAACGACCGGAGAGCGCACAGUGAGCAUGCCGGCUCGCAUACCAACACCAAUGACUGCCAUCUCAGAGACCGCGCCGCGCGUUGGAGGUAGAAUGGACGUGUAUCCAGGCGGAGAUGCGCUCAUCGCUAUCAAGGGUGUUGCGGAGCUCGAGGAGAGAGUGGUCGAGAUCCGCUGCUCGAGUCAGGUCCUCCGUAUGGUAUCGCCAGUGUUUGAUAAGCUCUUUGCGAACGCGCAGUGCAACAGCUCCGAUCUGGCGGAGUACAGCAUAUCUCUCGCGGCGAACGAGCACCAAGCAGCAUCACCGGAGCCAGAUGCGUUCCUUUUGCUGAUGAACGUCCUGCACCACCGCAACGACAUCCUACCUACGUGCAUCCAGCCCGAGUUCCUGCUACGCUACAUCAAAGUCGCAGCGCAGUACGAGUGCCUCACGGCUGCUUCCCGCGCGGCCUCACCCUGGUUCGAUCACAUUUACAACAAGAAACCGACCGCAGUCGCCUUCGAGAUGAUCGAAGCCGCUUACAUCCUCAACGAUCCCACCUACUUCGCUCGCUUCACCACACACUGGGUUCUGCAGCAACCUCUGGGGCAGACUCUCGGCACCCUCGCCAGCGGCGCCGGUCAAGCACGAAUACGCCUGACAGCAGAGCUGCUGUCGCGGCAGAAAGGCGCCAUCAACGCACUGAAAGCCGAUCUCGACAUCAUCGUGGACACAUGCGCCGAAGCUCUCUCCGAUGACGCGAAGCAUUAUAUUGACUGCGCACCCGGUGACGAACCACAUCCAGACGAGAACAGAGAAGCAGUGCAAUGCGUCGUGGAUAAGGAAGGCGCGACAGAGUUUCUGGCUGCACUACGUGAUGCAAACAUAUGGCCGGCGACGAAGUGGGUAAACACCGUGGAGGCCAUUGUGAAUGCUGUCAAGAAAUUCAGGGUGCCGGAAUAUGACGCAAGCGAUCAGUGCUAUUGGUGCUUGCACGUGGAGGAUAAAUUUGCCACCGCAGUUGAUCUGGUGAGAAAGAUGCACGAGGAGAGGCUGUGGGGGUUGUGUUUGGACUGUUAUCUAGCAGGAGGGCUGAAAGAGGGGGAGUGUCGCGUCGAGCAUGCUAAGGCGAAGACAUUGUCGGCGGGUUUGGUGGCGAGGAGAAUUGUUAGUGGUGGGUCGGCUGCAAGCAGAUGA